AUGUCGACCUUAUCUUCUCCCAGGCCCUCUAUAGCCUCUGCGCGUACUUCAACCCCAAACGGCUCCCGGAGGCCGUCAAUCGAUAGCCUAGCCGUCAGCACCACUUCAACUCCCAGGGAUCGCGCUACAUCUCCCUCUCUGGCUCAGCGUCGCAACAGAGCUGCGUUACGGGAUUAUUAUAAUCUUAAGCCCAACCGUAUUGAUUCUUCAGCCUCCAGUCAAUCGAGGGGACUAGUCACCCCUCGUUUUCAGGAUAAUCCGCACUCCCCACAGACGACCCCGAUUACAACUGGCGAACUCGACAGCGCCGAUUUCGAACCAUCCGCCUACGUCUCACAACUUCUGUCUACCUCCUCACUAUCGACGAUUCUGCGAGCAGAAAAUUCACUUGUCAGUGAUAUCCGAACGCUUGAUGGGGAACGCAAAGCUUUGGUAUACGAUAAUUACUCAAAAUUGAUAGCAGCUGUUGAAACAAUUGGCAAAAUGAGAAAGAGCUUAGAAGAUGAAGGUUCACCAAUGAUGAUGACCAAGACACUUGGUCCGGCGGUAGGAUUUGUUACUGAAACAGCCGGUGCUCUCAUCAGAGAACAAGAAGCUCUAGAGGGUUAUACAAGAAAUCGAGAAGAAAAGAACGGCAGCAACCUGGAAAAACAAACUGUACGAUGGGCUUUGGACACACCGAGACGCCUUAGGUUCUUACUAGAACAAGAUAAAAAUGAAGAUGCAAAACAAGACUGGGACGAAGUGAAAGACUUGCUGAGAAAAUGGGAUGGUGUGAAAGGUGUCAAAGAACUAAAGGAAGAGUGCGAAGCUAUUAUGGAUGGUGAGGGAUAG
This is a messenger RNA of Ophidiomyces ophidiicola, 834 nucleotides long. RefSeq lists its product as uncharacterized. Bases 1 to 834 code for a protein of 277 amino acids. The record is from RefSeq and is a predicted model, not a curated record. Gene Ontology annotation, cellular component: EARP complex; membrane; GARP complex. Gene Ontology annotation, biological process: lysosomal transport; Golgi organization; Golgi vesicle transport. NCBI's taxonomy places the organism in Eukaryota, Fungi, Ascomycota, Eurotiomycetes, Onygenales, Onygenaceae. The transcript has a single exon.